GAGGGAUUAGACCCCUUAGCUCGUCAAAUUUAUUUUCCCCGCAGCCUUUUUCUUUUCUCCAAUCUCUCUCGCUCUCUCUCUUUCUCUCCUUUUCGAUCGCCGCCGUCGCUCAUCGGUCGUGGCCGUCGCAACGUCGUCCCAGGCCAUCGCCUCCCUCGCUGUCCGUGGCAAGCCACGUACCGCCGUUUUCUGCUGGCCCUGUUCGCGUGGUCAGUGCCGUCGUCGACCCCUUCCCGAUCGUGUUCAAGAGCCCGGUACCACCGCUACCCAUCGCUGUCGCCAGCGACCCCGUAGACGACCACCCGCAUCAAGCAUCGCGGGCGUUGCCCACCCCAGGCCAGCACU
Molecule: messenger RNA, 345 nt
Organism: Striga hermonthica
Lineage: Eukaryota; Viridiplantae; Streptophyta; Magnoliopsida; Lamiales; Orobanchaceae
Source: the annotation of a GenBank genome assembly